CCGCUCACCCCUCCACUUGGUGAUGCAAUGUCAUUCUGUGGAACAGCACUGGGGACAGUAGGAAAGGGUCUUCCCUUUGGAAAAAGCAUAAAUAUGCCAGCCGUCAUGGUACAGUACUUCAGAUACUGCAGGGGCUGAGCGGAGCUGGAGCUGAGGAAGCUAUCAUAAGAGGGCAAGACUUCACUGACAUUGUCCUUCACCAUGAAUCCCAGAAGGAGCCUUCUGUGUUUCUUCCUGUGCCUGAGCCCCGUAAUGUGCGACCGGGUAUACGUCCACCCCUUCCAUUUGUUUUCCUAUAACAAAAGCAGCUGUGAGAACCUGGUCAACUUGAUGCAAGAAGAGAAAAUGUUUGUUCCCGUUUCUAUUGAGUCCCAAACCAUCCCUGCCUAUGAAGAGACCCUGAAAGACAAAACCAAGCUGGAAAGGCAAAGCUCAGAUAUCAAGGGUGACCAGAGGCUGAGCUACUUGAAAGACCUAGUGUAUGUUCUUGGUAUGCGCUUCUAUGAUGUGCUGAAGGAAACUCUGAAGGGUGAAAACAUUCUCCUGUCACCUACCACUCUCUACAGGUCUUUGUUAUCGUUCUACUUAGGGGCCUCCGAACAGACAGCUGAUGAUUUACAGAAGUUCUUGGGAUUCAUUCCUCCCUCCGGUGACCCGGACUGCACCUCCAAAGUGGAUGGACACAAAGUCCUUUUGACCCUGAAGACCAUUGAGAACCUGCCCCUCUCAAGUGGAGCUGGUGACCUACUUUUUUCCAAGCUUUCCUGCCUCUUCUCUGCUCCCAGUGUCCGUUUAUCUGAAUCACUUGUGAACAGCCUGGCCCCUUCUUCUGAUUAUUUCUAUGCCCGGGCAGUUGACUUUACAAACCCGAGUCAGGCAGCAGAACUAAUAGAAAACUUUGUGAAAGACAAAGAUACCAGCAAAAGCAAGAAUGUACUGACAAACAUAGACCCUUCUACCACCCUGCUGUUUCUGACUUACAUUCAGUUAAAAGCCAAUGUGAAGAAAGCCUCCCAACUGAAAGAGCUUCAGGAGUUCUGGGUUGAUUCAAGCACAAAGAUCUUGGUGCCUAUGAUGUCGGCAACCGGAAUGUUUCCGUAUAAGAGGGAUGACAACAAGAAUUAUUCAGUAAUCAGAGUUCCUGUCAGUGAGAAUGCUUUGCUCGUGCUGGUACAGCCCGUCAACAGCAAUGACCUGAACCAGAUAGAAUUGGAGCUUUCCUUGUAUCCAUCUUCUACUUGGCUGCAAAAUCUGUCACCAAGAUAUAUUAAACUAUCUUUGCCAGAGUUAACAAUAGAAAGCACAUAUGAUCUUCAGGAACUGCUCACAAAAAUGAACUUGUCUACCCUGCUGGGGAAGAACGCAAAUCUCAAUAAAAUAAGUGAUGCCAGUCUUGCUGUUGGAAAGGUUAUAAAUAAGGCCCUUUUCAAACUGAAGAACUCGGGAGCAGAAGAGCUCUUAGAAGAAAAUGGAGACUCACUGCCCCUGGAAAUACAGCUGAACAAACCGUUCCUUCUAGCAGUUUAUGAGAAGAAUUCGAAAGCCAUGAUUUUACUUGGCAGAGUGACAAACCCACUGAAUGGUGUUUAAAACCAAAGGCUGAGGAGCAGAAAGGAUGGUGUGGAAGGGAGGGUAAAUGGAUAGGAAAACUUUCCAUUCUUCCAGUCCCCUUUUCCUUCCACUGUCUUUGUUAUCCUGUUGAGCAGCUGUAGUUAGCUUUGAAAUGAAGCAGAUGGUAUUUCAAAUACAAGUUUUAAAAUAUAACAAAAUGCAAGUGAUAAUUGUGUAUUUUUCUCCCAAUUAGUCAUCCACUGAGAGGGAGGAAAACCCUUUGUUUGUUAGGAACAUGAUGAUGGCAGCGUGAACUUUUUAUGGCAUGAAUAGCUACAUCACAAGCUGCAGUGUGAAGUUUGACUGCUUAGCAAAACUGGUGUUUCAUUGCAGAGAGGUUAAGAAGGGAUAGCUUCAGCUCUUACAUGUUUGAAAAGUUGGGUGGUGAUGUGGAAGCAUCACAGAUCAUAUUGAAGAAGUAAUAUUAAGACUAUAUCAUGUGAGCAUGCUUUUUGGAUGUUUCUCCCUCCCUCCCCCACACAAUCCAAAUAGAAAAUAAAAUAUAUUUGCAAAGGUA
This is a messenger RNA of Pelodiscus sinensis (Chinese soft-shelled turtle), 2128 nucleotides long. RefSeq names its product angiotensinogen (gene AGT). NCBI's taxonomy places the organism in Eukaryota, Metazoa, Chordata, Testudines, Trionychidae. Gene Ontology annotation, molecular function: serine-type endopeptidase inhibitor activity. The record is from RefSeq and is a predicted model, not a curated record. Gene Ontology annotation, biological process: regulation of apoptotic process; regulation of systemic arterial blood pressure by renin-angiotensin.